AUGUUUUUCAUGCCACCGUUUGGAUCAAGGUACAAGAAACAAGAUUACGCGUUAGGAAAAAUCGUGGUCCGGAGGAUCCUCCCAACCCGACGCUCUCCAGGCGCAGACACGACAAAUUACUCCCGUGCCAGAAUCCAGCACAUACAUUGUGACUUGAAAAUUUCUCAUAUUGAAAUGGAGCAUGAAGAUCCUGGCAUUGCAGAGAUCUGUGGCUCAGAUAAAAGUGGGACCAUAAGGAGAAUCUACAUAGCGGACAGAGGUGUGGUGCGCAAGAGUGAAGAUGAUUUGAAGCAUGAGGCCAUCCAGUCCACAAUACAGAACAGACAACCUACCUGGAGGGCAAGUUCACAGCAGGAAGUCUCUCCCAUAGAACGGCAGGGGAAUCUGUUAGUCCCUGGCAACUACGGUGAGGGUGACAUGGCUGUAGCAACCAAUGUUGUCUCCCGGUCCAGCAAACAGCGUCCCUUUAUUUGCAACGAGUGUGGCAAGAGUUUCAGCCACUGGUCGAAACUGCUACGGCAUCAGCGCACGCACACCGGUGAGCGUCCCAGCACUUGCACUGACUGCGGCAAGAGCUUCUCUCAGAACUCACACCUGGUGCAGCAUCGGCGCACCCACACAGGUGAGAAGCCUUACGUCUGCCGUGACUGUGGCAAGAGCUUCAGCUGGAGUUCCAACCUGAUCCAGCACCAGCGCAUCCACACGGGAGAGCGCCCUUACACAUGUGGGGACUGUGGUCGCAGCUUCACACAAAGCAAGAACCUGGCCAAGCACCGGCGAACACAUACAGGGGCCCGGCCGUUCUGUUGCCCCGAGUGUGGCCGAGGCUUUGCACAUAGUGCUGGCCUGAUCAAGCACCAGCGUUUGCGCCAUGACACGGACUCUCCCAUUGGCCACCCGUGUCCAGAAUGUGGACAACGCUUCCGUGCUCCUUCAGAAGUGGAACGCCACCGCAUUGCCCAUCAUGGGGCCACCCCAUCAGAGCCUUUCAUCUGUGUGGAAUGUGGAGAAUGUUUCACCAAGAGCACAACCCUUAUCCGCCACAAGCGAGUGCACAAACCAAUAUUUGUGCGUUGAGGGUUUCUCUCCCUGGUGGGAUGUGAAUUCUAAGUGAUGUCCAGGUUAGUAGCCUGGAGCCUGAGGAUAGUUUCGAUCCAGUGACUCCGCAUCCUGGAUCUCGCUUGCUCAGAUCAAAGGCCCUGAAUGAGCCAGUGUAUCAAACUAGAGAGCAGCAGGAAUAGGAGGAGGCAGGAAAUUCAGCUUGGAGCUCAGGAUUCUGGUCAUUUGUUGGAAGAAAAACUGUUUGUGUCCAGAUCUUGAUCUGCCUCCUGGGGCAGGAUCAAAAAAUAGUUCUCACCAUCUGAGAACCAGAAGGCUGUUACUGUAAAUAAAAGUUUUUAGUUAGAAGCUAUAAGAACUUUUGAGAAGGCGGGAGAUCUGGUCUUCAGUCAAACUAAGAUUUAUUGGGACUUGAAAGGGAAAAAAUGGAUAAGGAAGUACCUUUGAGUUAUUUUUCUUUGGAAAGGUAUGGAUGUGAAGUGAGAAAAAAGUGAGGGCACUGAAGAGUGGAGGAAUAAGAGGGUUGAAACCCAGUUUGUGCAAUAAAGUGUUUUGUAUCCCCUAUCUUAGUUGCUUUCACU
Protobothrops mucrosquamatus (brown spotted pit viper) is the source of this 1640-nucleotide messenger RNA. Its product is annotated as zinc finger protein 436-like. The record is from RefSeq and is a predicted model, not a curated record. Gene Ontology annotation, molecular function: RNA polymerase II transcription regulatory region sequence-specific DNA binding; DNA-binding transcription factor activity, RNA polymerase II-specific. Gene Ontology annotation, cellular component: nucleus. The coding region runs from base 1 to 1077 and encodes 358 amino acids. NCBI's taxonomy places the organism in Eukaryota, Metazoa, Chordata, Lepidosauria, Squamata, Viperidae. The transcript has 3 exons. Gene Ontology annotation, biological process: regulation of transcription by RNA polymerase II.